Molecule: messenger RNA, 2176 nt
Organism: Ceratina calcarata
Lineage: Eukaryota; Metazoa; Arthropoda; Insecta; Hymenoptera; Apidae
Product: carnosine N-methyltransferase
Exons: 7
Coding region: 94-1293 (399 amino acids)
Biological process (GO): carnosine metabolic process
Cellular component (GO): nucleus; cytosol
Molecular function (GO): carnosine N-methyltransferase activity
Source: RefSeq, a predicted model, not a curated record
GCGUCGUAACGCGUGCACCAAGAAAGCCGCCACCGAACGUCGUGCUGAGAAACUCAUUAAAAUUUAAGCCGAGGUUCACGUUCGAAAAUAAAAAUGGAAACGAUGUCAACACCUUAUCCGAAAAGAAUGCACGACUCUUACGAAGACGAGGAGGAGAGGAAACACUUUCAACGCAUCGUCUCGGCUUUUAAAUAUUACAAGAAUCAUUCCCUGUUAAGGGUGAAAAAGACAGAGUCCUACUUGCUGUCGCUUCCUGCUCAUCAUCAGAAGCUUUUGUCAAAGUACAGGGAGCAUCUGCAGGAAGUUAAACGAUGCAUCGAGAACAACGACGAAAUAAUUAAGCUAAUAAUAAAGGAUGUGGCUCAUAUUUUUGAAAACGUGAGCCCAGCUACUUCCCAGACUGACAGUGUAAGAAAAGUUUACCUGACGUUAAAUCCCCGUCCAGUAAUGGCUGAUCAAGAAAAAGUCCAAGCCACGAUCAAACAACUGGUUCGCGAUUGGAGCGUGGAAGGGACCGAGGAACGUUUAGCUUGUUAUCAGCCUAUCAUAGACGAGAUCGUGGAGCAGUUCCCCGGGGAGCAUUGUACGCCGUCGGAUGUACAAAUUCUGGUACCUGGAGCAGGUUUGGGGAGAUUGGCGUACGAGAUAGCGCGGCGCGGGUACACUUGCCAAGGAAACGAAUUUUCUUUAUUCAUGCUCUUCGCUUCUCAUUUUGUACUGAACAAAUGCAGGGAAGUAAAUUCGUAUCAGGUACACCCGUGGGUGCAUCAGUACAUGAACAAUUUAAAACCAGAACAUCAGACUCAAGCCGUGUUCUUCCCGGACGUGAAUCCCAGCAAUCUUCCGGAGAACGCACAGUUCUCGAUGGCGGCUGGAGACUUCUUGGAGGUUUACACGGAAGAUAAUCACUGGGACUGCGUCGCCACAUGUUUUUUUAUAGACUGCGCAAACAAUGUGGUGCAAUUCAUCGAGACUAUCUAUAAGAUUUUAAAGCCAGGAGGCGUGUGGAUAAAUCUUGGGCCGUUGCUGUACCAUUUCAGCGAUAUGCCGAUGGAAGAUUCGAUAGAGCCAAGUUUCGAGGUCGUUCGCGACGUAAUCAAAGGUUUUGGAUUUCAAUUGGAAAAAGAAAAACUGUGCGUGAAAACGCGAUACGCACAGAAUAUCAACAGUAUGCUGCAGUGCGAGUAUAAUAGUGUGUAUUUCGUUUGUCGAAAACCGAAGAGGCUCAUAGACAACGACGUGAGUCACAGAAAUGGCUCGGAAAGUAACGGUAUGCAAGAACAAGAAAAUUAAUGAUCGGCGACGACGGCCCCUGGUAUUUGAUUUUUAAGAAAAAUUGAUGUAACUGUAAAUGCAUUGUACAAUAAGUUCAUUAUUACGAAAGCAAAGCUGUUAUACUUUGUGAAACCGAGUCAAUACUAGGUGGAUUUGAGAAAAUUUAGAAGGAAGGAACGAAGUGAAAGUCUUUAAUUGAAUAUACGUAGUUGAUCGUUGAACUACUAUUUUUUCAUCGAGAGGUUUAUUUCGGUGUGUAAGCGGGCUGGCUGACGCAACGGCUCUGUGAACAAGUUGGAGACGAAAUAAAGUGAUGCGAUUAUUUUUUUAAAACGUCGACAGAAGUUAUUUCAAAUUUGCAAACAGCGACUUUUAUCUGACCACUGGUAACAGUUUUACGGCUUAGUCUAUUUUGAUUCGAACGUUUGUGAUUCAGCACGUCAUUUACGGUCGCUGGUCAAAUAUCGUAACGAAUACGAAAUAAAAGAAACUCUUGUUACACGCUGCACGUAACGUACCUCUCGUUUGAUAUUUACCAAUUCUAAAAAUGUUGAAUUUUAUUUACCAUCGAGUUCAUCCUAUAAACCGACGUUGCCUUACUUCAUCUUCACGAGGUAUAUUACAAAUCAAAUACAAUUGUUAGAUUUUAGGUAAUCGUAUCGCUGACUGCUUGUAAUUUUGUUUCCGAACGUCUGAUAAUGUAAUUCGCACAAACAUCGUUCUUCUCAAGACGCUGUAUAAUUAAUGAUUCUGUGAUACAAGAAUUAAAUAAUAUGACAAGUGUAACAAGUUUACUUUGCAACACGGAAUACGUGCAGGCCAAAAUUGUUAUAAUAUAAGUUAAGCCCAAUGUAUCCAUAUAAUUUUUUAUUAAAACGAGACACACCUCUUGGAAAUUUAA